AUGCGUUGGCGGCGGAAGUCCCAGGUUCAAGAGGACUCCUUAGAGGUGGCCAAGGAGGUGAAGGAAGGAGACCUAAUACUUUCCUCUAGCUCCGGCAGCGUGAAAAUGGACAAGGACAUGACACUGACUCUUGAGCCCCUGCUACAAGUGUGUAAGGAGACUACUCUUCCAGGGGAAGCUGAGAAAUGGAAGGCGACGUCUAUGCAGGAAUUACAGGGUGCUAAUGAAUUGGAGUGUGGUAACUUUGGUCCUCCUCUUUCGCAACAACAUACAAUCACCGAGGAGUCUCCAGCUCCAUCUCCUUCUCCACUCCGAGCCCAGACAGAAGGGCUCCAACAUGAUAAACACAGCAGUUCAACACACCUGUCCUCCAUUCCAACCUGCGCUUUGACCCCACCAAUGGAGCACAGCACAGCCGACCCACAAUCCGAGCAAUCUGUGGAUCGCCUAUGUUCCAUGUUCACCGAUGUUACUUCACUAAAGAGUUUUGAUUCUUUAACAGGCUGUGGUGACAUCAUCGCUGAUCCAGAAGAGGAUUCUGGGAAUGGGGGAAGUGCCACGAGCAGUGGAACCGGUAGCAGUAGUGGGGGAUGCAUGGGUCGCAGAUUAAGCGGAGCCGGGACAAAUUCAGAGAGAUGCUCUCCUGCCAAGCCUCCACUUCGUCCUCAGGUCAGUAGUCUUACAUCUAUCCAUGCUUCUUGCUACAUGCCAGCCCACCAAAGACCACGUGCACCCCCUAAAAAGCCACAAGGCAGUGGAGUUGUCGCCUACAUGGGUGGAGGGGAGGAGAUGGCUAGUCCAGAGGGUGUUAAUGAUGCUGACAUGCAGGGUCUAUGGCAUAUGCUGCCCCAGAAGGGUGAAGACUCCCCAGCCCCACGACGUACAGAGCCUGUCCUCCAUCAUGCACCAAAUCGGCUUGAGAAGAGGCCACCACAAGUAAAGGCACUUGGCUUCAGUAAGAUCCCUGUGAGCGGAGGUAGCAAGAUGGGAAAACAGCAACCCUCACAUCCCUCACCUCCCCCUGUCGAUAAAGAACUCCAGGAUGCCCCACCAAGUGAUGAAGGCUACUGGGAUUCUCCCACACCUGGCCCAGAUGAUGAGGACAGCACCUUCCUACGUCGGGAAGGUUUGCUGAGGGAUAGCUGCUCUGGAGAUGCACUUUAUGACCUCUACGAUCCCGACAGCCCUAGCGCUGCUGGCUCAGACGAUGACGUGAGUUCACCAACAAAAUCUGCAGGUGAUCUGAAAAUGAACUUGCCUUCCCCGAAAUGCUCGUCUUCUGCCACUUCCUCAUUCCGUUCCAUGAAAGGCAGCACCAGCCUACCUCGAGAUUCCAAGAUCCCUAUUAGUGUGAGGCAAACACCACCUUCCCACUCUUCCAGCCAAGGCACACUGUCUUCCAAUCUUAGCCCCACUUUAACCACCCCUCCUAAAAAGACUGAUGCUCCACCACGCACUCGAAUCCCUGUCUCGAAGGUUCCUGUCCGUCGUUCUGGCAACAAGAGCACCCCCACUUCACAAAGCAGGAAGUAAAGAUCUUGGAGGCCCAUCAGAUUUCUGACAAUACAAAUCUAUCACAAGAGCUUUAGGCCAAAACACAAUGUUUUUGAUAUAAAGCAAUCACUUACACUUCUUUGAUUUCACCCAUCUACUGCGGACUAUAUCUUUAUCUGUUUUUAUAUCUUCAAAAUUAAUUUUUUGUGAUGUCGCAUAUUACACCCUAAUGAGUUUUGUAGAAUGCACUGCAAUAUGUAACAUUACAUUCAUAAUAAUGUAAACUUAAGGGUUAUUUUUUACACCAGCCUUUCACAGAGAAAUAAUAAGCUGAGAAUGCUGAUCUUAAGAAGAAUGUUUAAUAUCAAAAAGCUUCUUAUUCCCUUCCAUUGGAUCAGUGCUGUGCUAAUUUCUUGCUCUGUCAUCCCACAAGCACUGUGUAAAACACAGCUGCAGUCUUUUAUCUCUCCAGUAUUUUACAUGUAAUGAAUUCAGAUAAUGGUGUGAGACUAAA
Sinocyclocheilus grahami is the source of this 2008-nucleotide messenger RNA. RefSeq names its product APC membrane recruitment protein 2-like. Lineage: Eukaryota; Metazoa; Chordata; Actinopteri; Cypriniformes; Cyprinidae. Bases 1 to 1533 code for a protein of 510 amino acids. Gene Ontology annotation, molecular function: beta-catenin binding; phosphatidylinositol-4,5-bisphosphate binding. Gene Ontology annotation, biological process: regulation of canonical Wnt signaling pathway. The transcript has a single exon. Gene Ontology annotation, cellular component: plasma membrane. The record is from RefSeq and is a predicted model, not a curated record.